UUUUUUGACGUUUCGUGUGACAAAGCCGUAAGGUGGCCGUAAAUUUGUAAUGGCUUCUUGCUGAGGCGGUGGGUGGUUUUUAUACAUAUUCUACUCAAACUUCGCUACCAGAAACGACCUAGUACCACUAGUAUAACUCUAUAAUUGCAGCUAUCGCCAUACAAAAGAGCAAUUCCCUCAGUGCGGCUUUAUAUCUAGUGUUCAUUUCCAGUAUUCACGAAGAAUGUCCUGGCGAAUACAAAACCAUAAUUUACCAUUUAAACUAAUGAUAUGUGGAAGUUGAUGAUGUAAUAGUAACACUAUGCACUUCCUUUGAGCCCACCUGUCAGACAAUUUUAAUCAUAACUUAAUCUUAUAUCACCAUGGCUCGAAAAGGCGACACUAUCAGAAGCAUCAAUGUUUCCAUAGUGGGGCUGUCAGGCGUCGAGAAGGACAAAGGCCACGCUGGCGUUGGAAAAUCAUGCUUCUGCAAUCGCUUCAUGCGACCCCAUGCGGAAGACUACAAUGUGGAUCACAUCUCCGUUCUUAGCCAGACUGAUUUCAGCGGCCGAGUGGUCAAUAACGAUCAUUUUCUCUAUUGGGGCGAUGUGAUCAAAACUUCAGAAGAUGGGGCAGAGUACCAGUUUAGCGUCAUCGAACAGACUGAGUUCAUUGAUGAUGCCUCAUUCCAGCCGUUCAAAAUAGGCAAGAUGGAGCCAUACGUGAAACGGUGUGCAGCAACGAAAAUAACGUCCGCAGAAAAACUGAUGUACAUAUGUAAAAACCAACUAGGUAUAGAAAAGGAGUAUGAGCAGCGAGUGCUGCCUGAAGGUAAGCUUAACAUCGACGGUUUCGUAUGUUUGUUCGACGUCAGCGUCGUGCCCAGCAGGAGCGUAGAAAAACAGGUAGAAUUCGUAGCGGCCAUUUUGAACAAUCUGAUCAAAACGAAGAAGCCCAUAGUGUUUGUCACCACGAAAAACGACGACGCGAACGAAGCCUACAUCAAAGAGGCGCACCGACUCAUUCAGAGGAACGAAUACAAGAAUAGCAUCAGCAUGGUAGAGUCAUCUGCCCAUGACAACGUCAACAUCGACAUAUGCUUCAUGGUGCUGGCGCAAAUGGUCGAGAAGACGAAAGUUAGGUCCAAGGUGCCGUCCUACGCUGAGGCGGCGUUCGCCAAGAAAGAAAUUAUGGAUGCUGCCAGUGAAGCUUUCAUGAGACUGAUCAGGAUACAUGUGACUGAUUGCCACGCCAUGUGGUCGCAAACUGUUAAAAAAUUGAACUCCCACAAAGAGUGGAUACAUUUCGUUCAGUUAUUUGGCCUAGAUGGUACCCAACGGUUGUUUAGGAGACAUAUAAAGAGACUUAAGGAUGAGCAGUUAGCUAAGCAAGUAGCAAAAUAUAUGGAAAUGCUGCCUGAUGUUUUGCAUGAUCUAAUCCCAGGAUUCAACGCGCUCACAGAUACGGAUUGGACGUCUAUUCAACAGUAUAUCAAAAACCAUCCUAAUUUUUCUCAGUAUUUCUAUGAGCGCCCAGAAGACCUACCAUGGACCGAAUGUCUGGGCGAAGAUAACCAAGAGACUCGAAUACCUUUUGAUAUUUUAGACACUAGUGAGGCCGAAACAGUAUUCAAGAACCAUAUUAACGUUCUACAACAAGAACAAAAACGCUUAGAGUACAAGAAACAAUUCAAGCAGCUUCUUGAAGAUACUGGUUAUGUCACACCAGGAAAACAUCUGUCUGAAGUGAGAGUGCUGUUUAUGGGAAGAGAAUGCUUUGAGACGUUAUCAGAGCAAGACUGUCAACAGAUCUAUGAUGCUCACCAAAGGGAGCUAAUCGAAACGGCUAAACACAAUUUUCAAGAGUUACUUCUAGAACAUGCGGAUCUGUUCUAUCACUUUAAGAGUAUCGCACCUACGGGUACUAUAACUCAAGACGAUAUCAAAGAAAUAACCGACGUACUACAAGAUGAUUUUCGGUACAAGAUUUUGGACAGGCUUGACCAAGACCGAAAACUAACCUUGUUCCAACACCUUGGCUUCAUUCAUUAUCCUAUUAGAGAACAUUGUCCAGCCUUUCCAAACUGUAUGGAUGCUUUAAUAGAACGAAUCUUGGUAUCUAAGGCUCACAGGCCAACAUCGUGGAAUCACAAUAACCAUUGGCUUAUGAGUUCUGACAAUAAUCAGUUGAACCUCCUCAUACUAGGUUUAAAUAACCUAGCUGAGAACUUAGCAUCGAAAAUAAGGGCCCAAUGUGACGAUGAUGAGUACGAAAUUGAUGGUCAGUUCUAUAGCAUGGAUUAUAGAAUCAUCAAUGGAGAUGUUAGCCUUCCUCACAAUUCCUUUAGGACAUCUGACUUUAUCCCGCAUGGCAGUUUCUGCGUUUAUUCCAAUGCAGAGUCCUUCGAGUAUAUUAGGGAAAGUUUGGAGAAGAAAUUGUUGUCUAAUUUAGAGCAAGAUGAUAAAUUGCCGUUCCAAGGCUUGCCGAUCGUGUUGAUGUUCCUGCAAGAUUCCUCGGUAGACGAGAAAGAAGUGUUGAGAUUGAAGGAAGAUGGUCAAAACUUAGCCGAUAGUUUGCAGUGCCCUUUCAUGAAUGUCAAUGUAGAUCAAGUAUCUGAAGAUCAACUAGUUGCUGAUGCUUUAAACCAAUUGGUGCAGAGUAUACACCACCGUUCAGGCUUUUUGAAUAUCAACCAAUCUGUGAUUGAAUGUGUUGAGCCAGACAUUAGGAUCAUAAUGUGCAUGUUUUGUGGAGAUCCGUAUUCGGUAGAGAACGUUCUAGGACCUUUAUUAUCUCAUCAAUUUUGCUUCUUGUCCUCAUCUCAUAGUAUUAUCUUAGAAACUUUCUUAGGGGAUUCCAAGCGCAAAGUUGAAGUAAUCAUCUCUUCUUUCCACGGAGCCAAUGCUUUCAGAGAUGAGUUAGUCCAUGGAUUUAUUCUGGUAUACUCUACCAAAAGAAAGGCAUCUUUAGCUACUUUGAAUGCUUUUUCUAUGAAUAUACCUAACUUGCCAAUUCAAAUACUAGCUGUAACAGAUGGUGGGGGAGCUUCGGCAUUUUUCAACGACGAUCUGAGUCAAAUGUUGAUUACUGAAGGCAAUGCGAUUGCGGACAGAUUGCAGGCCCACUACAUGACGUCGACGUCAUCUAUGCAACAUAAAACUGCAUUUUUCACGCCGUUUUUCAAAGAGGUAUGGGAGAAAAAGCCUGAAAUCGAACAGGCUUUCCAUAUGGAGGAACCAUCUGGCUUAGACAGUGGAGAAGGAACAUUGGAGAGAUCAAGGAGUCAAAGACACAGUCAUCCAUUGCCACCACCCAGGCAUGAGAGCUAUUAUUUGAAAUUGAAUGAUGGUAGCGAAAGUGAGAACUUUGAGCUAAGUGGACCAGACGAAAGAUUGAGUUCUAGCGACCACAGCGAAAAGUUUUCUAGCAUAUACAUGUACGGAAGUGAAGGUAGUGAGAAAAAGCGUAGCAUGCAUUCAGGAUUUCACGUAUAUCCACCUCCUGCUACACCUCCGGAACCAGCACCUCCAGAUAAUAUCCUCAACACCAGAUACUCAAAGAAAUCAAUGAUGUCCACGUCUCAGACUAGUUUAGACGACAUGACUUACGGAGACCCGCCAAUGUCAAUACCUGGAAGCACUUGGAAUAACUACCACCAACAUGCUUUUACCACUGGUAGGAGACACGCUCCAGCACCGAAAACACGAUUGAAAGGCGUGUCCCAGACAUUGAAGCAACCAGGGAAGUUGAACAUGAAGAAUUACUCAGCUGUCACUGAAGCUAUAGCUCGAAUGAACGUUAGUGAUGUCACAUCGGGUAAUUUUGGAAAUGCCCCACUUGCCACUCCCGAACCCGUCGAUUUAGGUUGUGAAUAUGCCCAGGUUAAGGACUUGGUGCACAACGUGUACACUGACCACGAUCCUGAGUACAUGUACACAAUGGUGCAAGACGCUCUAACAGGAAAAUCUAAAGUCAGACAGCGCAGAGAAAAAGGGCAGCCAUCCUAUUCAGAUACGGACAGUGAAUGGAGUAGCUUAGAGCGAAGGCAAAGAGCUAGCGAGAUAUAUUCCAAAGUGAGUAGGAAGGGCGGAACCCAUAAGAGACAAAGGAAAAAGAGGACUGCUAUACCUGUGCAGCCUCCCAGAGUACCUCAGUUGGGGUCCUUCACCUUGCCGUCCAGCCACGGACCUGCCUUGGACGUGGAAGCUGAUAAAGCGACUGAGUCCAACUCUGACUCGUCAGAGGUCAGCGAUGCAGAACAGUUCGCACCAGCAAGUGUGGCUGAUAUCCGCCAUAAGUUCUCCCAAAAGAGAUCUUUGAGUUUGAAGAAGAGAUUGCCGGAUUUGCAAAACUCCCAUCACUUCAAUGUGCAGCUGAACUCGUUGGAUUUGUAUUUGGGCCAAGGAUUGAUGAAUGAUGAUGAAUCCAGUGUUGAUGUGUCCUCGCCAAGAGACAACUCGACAAUGUUUGGUGUCUUGCCUAAGAUUAAAGAGUCUGAUGUUGAGAAGAUUUUGAGGAAAAGGGAGAAGCAAAAAGCCAAAGAUGACUCCAAGCUGGAAAAACGAAGACUGAAGGAAGAAAAAUUGAGAAAAGUGGCAGAAGAAAGAGAUAAGAAGAAGCAGAUGAAAUGCAAACAAAAAAGCAUGCCGCCUCCCGGAGUUCCAUCCAAACUAGCCGAUUAUAUCCAAUCUGACAAGAAUUUCGUUCCCAUCUUUAUGGAGAAAUGUGUCAAGUUUAUAGAAAGCGAAGGCUUGGACUCGGAAGGUAUCUACCGUGUGCCUGGAAACCGAGCACACGUAGAUCUCUUAUUCCACAAGUUCGAAGAAGACACGAACGUGGAUAUCCACGAACUUGACAUCCCAGUAAACGCAGUAGCGACAGCUCUGAAGGAUUUUGUUUCCAAGAGACUCCCGCCAUUGUUUGACGCCGAUGUGAUGUCAGAAAUGGAGGAGAUUGCUGGCACCAGGAUCAAACCUAUGGUCACUACGACCGGCAACGUCGAGGUCAAGACCGAUCGUAGUUGCCGCUUGCUAGCUCUACGGAGCAUGUUGGACAAACUACCUCCCAUCAAUUUCCAGAUAUUGAAGUUCAUGUUCCAGCACUUUGUCAAAGUAACAGAAAACUCAAAGUUGAACAGCAUGGACAGCAAAAACCUGGCGAUAUGCUGGUGGCCUACAUUGCUGCCCAUCGAGUUCAGCGAUAUGGGUCGCUUCGAGCAGAUGCGACCCUAUUUGGAGGACAUCGUCCAAACGAUGAUUGAUCAGUAUCCGUUCUUGUUCUGUGGAAAAGAAGCUUUCGUUAUGGUAUAACAUGCUUAUGAAUAAAUGUAAACCACGCACAACAUGCUACCACGCCUCUACCAUGUAUCGGUGUACCCCACCAAGUUUGUAUCGUUGUUGAUAUAUUUGUUAGGAGGCCUUUUGCCCGUAGGUAGCGGAGGAUACGACACGCGAUUAUAGGAAAUAAUUUUUGGUCUGUUUUCUAGUUGGCCGUGUAUCUAAUUUAACAGAUUGAUCAGUCCAUUGUUGUCCAACAUAAUGUCUAAAAAGCAUAAUCCAGUGAUAUUAGGGCUUCUAGAGCAGAAAGUGACUGAGACCAACAUGAAAUUAUCAUGAUUUUUCAAGGACCUAACAGAUAAAUAUCUACUUGCUCUGGCAGCUAUUGUGUGCUAUUGUCCAGCCUAGCGCUAGUACAUGGUAAUGAACACACUUGCAAAGGGAGGAUCUAAUUCUAAUGGAAGGUUUUUGGCCAUAAACGCCUCUUAAAAAAGUCACGAACAUAGCGUGGCUUGCGAGAUUAUGGUCCAACAAUACGUUCAGGCGUCAUAUCCACAUCAAAAAUCGUACAUGAUCACAUUUUGUGGUAGGAAGGUUUUUGGCCAUAAACGCCUCUUAAAAAAGUCACGAACAUAGCGUGGCAUGCGAGAUUAUGGUCCGACAAUACGUUCAGGCGUCAUAUCCACAUCAAAAAUCAUACAUGAUCACAUUUUGUGGCGAUGAGAAAAGGUCUUUUGUACAAAUUUUAGAUGUAUGUAAGUCUUUGGGAUAUCACAAGUAAAUUGUAGUGUGACCCAGUGUCUUACUCACUGUUGAAUACGAGUAUAUUCCACCAGUUAGAAGCCAUGUCCGCGCGAAAAUAAGCAUAGGUACCAUAGCGCUGCCAACCACUUACCACAGACCUUUCGACCAUCGUCUUUACUUGCCAGUAUUGCUGCAGAUUAUGGAAUUUCAUUUUCUGUCUUUAAGAAAUUCUGAGAGCAGGGAAUCUAAUGAAUAAUUACGAGAGAGGUUGGGGAUGAGGGGUGAUCUUUUCUUGGAAGGUUAAUGGUCACGUUUAAGAAUAAACACUUUUCCUUAAAAGGGCAAAGGAGUCUUUUUUACUUUUAAGGGAAUUACUGCGAUCCUACUCGACAACAUGUCUGUGUCAAUGGAAAUUAUAUUUGAAAGUCUAAAUGCAGCUCAGGUUUGGGCAUAUUGAAUAUGUUAAUCAUGAUGACCGAAAACUGUUUCCUAGAAAAAAUCGCGUGUAAUCGUACCUCACUUUUGUUAAAUGUGUGAUGACCCAGUGGUUCUUUGUAUUUUUACAAUUCAUAGAUGGGAGUUUUUCGAAAUAUUGCUGUGAAAAACAUUUUAAUAGGAUUCAUAUGAAAACACUGUCUCAAUGUAUCCAAAUGAAUGGGUUGUUGUAGUAGUAUAGUUAAUGUCGUAUUCUUUUUCAAUAUCGGUAUCACGUCACGUGAUACACAAUUUCAUCUCGCCUAUAAUUGAGCAAUACUUUUUCACCACACGUCACUCCUCCAAGUGUUAUUUCACCAAUGUACGAGGUCUGUAAAUUAAGUGAUGAGACUGUUUUUUUAAUUCUUCAUCCAAAUAUAAUUACAAUUAUAUUUGAGUAAAACAACUUCCUUCUGAAGCCACACAGCACUGGAGACUGUUCUUCAUGGCAGUACUGGUAUAGCCUUCAGCUGGUCGGUUACAGCCGUCUGAAUGUUUUCGGCUGUCCCAAAAUCAGUUUCCACUAGGUAAUUUUUCAACUUCGGAAAGAGAAAAAAGUCACAAGGACUCAAGUCAGGCGAAUAAGGAGACCGAGGAGAUACAGGAAUGUUUUUACUGACCAAAAACUCGUUUAUUGACAUUGAUGUGCGAGCAUUAUCGUGAUGCAACACCCUGUUGUUCUUGACCUGAUGAACGGUGGAGUGAGUCUAAUUUAAUUCUUCCUCGAUCAUUCUGUCAACCGACGAUCUGAAUGCACAAGAUCCCGAUCACUCAUUUUUAAAAUACAAUAGGAAAAAGUUUUAAAAAACAUUCGUUACGGACAACCAAAUGACUCGAGCGAGUUCAAACUUGUACUGAAGGCGGAUCACAUGUUCCCCUAUCUCCCCUUCAAUCCUGGCGUCUCAUUACUUAAUUUGCAGUUUAAGUAUGCUGUACAAAAAUAUGGGAUUAUCUGAUACAUCUAUCGAUUAUUCUAAUGAUGAAGACAUUAUAACUCCAACACACCACUAUAGUAUCGUCAGCUUAAAAUGUUUGAUGUUUGAAAAUUAUCAUUGACGAUCGAUAAAAGUUCCAUGAUCAGUGUCGCGGAUUCUUUGGGCGAGAUUCAAUUUUUUUCACUACUUCAUGUUAAUAUUUUUUGUGCUUUGUCCAAGUCGAAUGAAUUGAAGUACUUUAUUUAACUGGAAUCUUUAUAAUUAUCUUCUUAAUUUAAAUACCUAUAACGGCUCUGUUAGCCCAGCCAGCAAAGUGGGUACAUUCCUAGAUAUAAAAAAGUGUGAAGAGGCAUGAUGUUGAAUGUUGCUUAAUUGUUUGUGUCUAAACUAGAUAUGGUAGGUGUACUUGGAGUCUGUACGAAGGUAAUCCCAAAAGAUCCCCCAUACAUAGUACAAAAACCAUUCGAUACAACUUCGUGAAGAUUAAACAUUUGGUAUAUUUUUCGACUUAACCCAGUAAUGACCAGAAUUAUUUGUUCCCAUCUUUUCACCAAAUAUUUCAAUAUGUUAUCAUUAAUUGGCCACUUUUUCAUCCAAAAUUAUAAUUUUCUCAAGGUAGUUUUUUAACGGGCUACAAUAGAAUAAGAAAAAGUCAGAACAAUGGUAUAUCCGAUAUAUACAGCCUUGGCCAAAAGUAUUGAGCACGCUCGAUAUCUUUAAAUUCUAGGGGACCAUUAAGUUGGGAGAAAUUCACACAAUUUUUUCUAGCUUUAUAUGGCUUAGUAUUGAAAGAAAAUCAAUAUUUUGUGGUACCACCCUUCGCCUUAAUCACGGCAGAAAUUCUUUUAGGUAAAGAUCGUACAAGUUUAUUACAUUCUUCGUAAGUUAAAGCGUUCCAUUCCUCACGUAGACGGCGCUUCAGGUCUUCUUUAUUCUUGAAUGUAUCACGCCUGAUCUUGCGCUUCAAUAAGCCCCACAAAUGUUCAAUCGGGUUCAAGUCUGGUGACUGGGCUGGCCAAUCCAGAAGCUCGAUGCAGUUUUCUCUGAACCAAGCCAUUGUCCGUGCAGCUUUAUGGCAAGGCGCAUUGUCCUGCUGAAAUUUGACGCCAUUCAUGUUGGUAUCACCAUAAAGUGCAGUAAACGACGGCAAAAGAGCAUUUUCGAGUACGUUUAUGUACUUUGUGGCAUCCAUGCGACCCUCACACACGAACAUUUCUCCCACUCCUGAAGCACUCAUGCAGCCCCAGACCAUUACGCUACCGCCACCAUGUUUCAAAGUAGGCACCACACACUCCUGAUUGAAUUCUUCUCCUACUCGACGACGAACAAAUGUCACACCAGGUGUACCAAAAAUCUGAAAAAUGAAGAAAUGUCAUUAAGUAGUUGCUUAGUUGAAUAUUUUCUUCUUGUCAUUUUGUUUCAAAAAUUAUUGUUACACCUCGUUACUGCAUCAAAUUAACCAACGUACCUCAAAGUUUGAUUCGUCUGACCAUACAAUAUUUGACCAAUCCUCUUCAGUGAAGCUUUUGUAUUUUAAAGCCCAUUUAUAUCGAGCCUUUUUGUUUUUGUCUGAGAGCCAUGGCUUCUUUCUAGCUUUGCGGCCAUUUAGACCAACUUCUUGAAGCCUUCGGCGAACAGUUCGAGUAGAAAUCGGUCUAUUAAUUUGCUCUGAUAGUUCGGCAGCGAGGACCAAAGAAGUUUUUUUCCGAUUUUUCAAAGAUUCUCUCGUCAAUAUUCAGUCUUCGCGAUCUGUAGUGAUCCGUUUGCGGCCAGAUCUAGGCCUAUCUUUAUGUGAACUGGUCUGAGAGAAUCGCUGGAUAGUGUAUUGUACACAUCGACGCGAGCACUUCACUGUUUUUGCAAUGUCUACUUGGGACUUCCCUUGUUCAUGGAGAACCUGUAUUUUCGCACGUUUUUCAAUGCUCAGUUCAUUCGUUUUUGCCAUAUUACAAGAGUUGAACUCAGAUUCUCGAAAUAAAAUCAUCAAUAUUGCACUAAAUCACUUGACUGUUCACAAUGAGCGAUAGCAUCAAACUGAUGAACACGCACUAAAAAGGUAAAACUGACUAGUCUCCAAAAAACUACGUGUUUUAACGAAAGUAAGGAGAUAAGAAAUUAUUUACAAACCGGUUUUGAUACCUACAAAUAUUUGUAUAACCAUUAGUUUUUCUUUUCGUCUAUCAUUAUAGCGUACGUGAAAUAUUUUCGGGGUGCUCAAUACUUCUGGCCAAGGCAGUAUUUAAAGAAGCGAUUAUACACUAAUAUGUCCAUAAUAGCCUGCACAUUACUUCCGGUGAUAUUGGCGGAAAUAUUUAUCUGGAUGUACACCUACAUUUUAUGCAGGAAAAUUUUCUACAUUUUCCAAAAUGACGCUGCGACUCUUGUCGAUCAAUCCAGUGCUCUUUACCACCGUACCGGACUUCUGAUAAAACCUUACAGGAUAGUUUUGGUUUUGGACCAGUAUUUGGGACUGAAUAUAGGUAUCACAUAUUGACAAUAGAUCCGUCUAAACAAAAGCGAAUCAACGGCCAUUUUUUCGACCUGAUCAUAGAUCUAUACAAGCUUCUAAUUUGGUCAAACCGAUCCACACCUUCCAUUCCUUUAUUAUAUAAAUAUCAACCUGGUUUACAGAUUUGUCCUUUUUAGACCAUCGUUUACAUGAACGUUUCGACUGAUAUAAUGUUUUGUCUUGUACAUUUGAUAUAACAGUGACUUGGCUAAAGUCAUGUCAACGUGUCAAUGUUAUGUUGGAUGUUGAGUUACGAAUUGUGCAAUGACAACCCCUAUUCUCUUUUUUUAACUCUUUGAGAGAAACAACAAAUAGUUCUAGAAAAUGUAGGCACAAUUUUUCAGUUGCACUUGAGCCAAGUGAUUUUCAUUUUGUUUUGUCUCCAGCACCUGUAUAAAAAUCAAAUUUCACCAGAUAUCCGUCAAGGGUACAUAAUCACCAGAAUUUAAAGCCAAAGCGUAUGGGCUUGCCUUUGAUGAAUUGCUUCAUAUGAUUCCUCCCAUAAUAAGGUUCCAUUGCCUCAUCUACAGAUAUGAAUUUCCCUAAUGGAGACAUACGUUCAAGUGAAAUUUUGUACAGGUGUUUGAUCAAAGGCCUAAUCUUAUAUGAAUUCUUUCAAACUUGUUUCUCGACAAAGCUUUUGGAACCAAAGGGUUGUUGGCGUCCAUUCUGGUUUCCCAAUAGCAGUGUUUGGAAGGUACUGGGAUGUUGCCAGAAAAGGUAAUAAUACCAAUAAUUAUACAUUUCUUCAGGUGUGACUGAGAAGCCAUGAAAUCCCUUCUGGUCCGCUUAUCUUUUUGUUUCUAUAUACAUUGUAUUUUUGUUACAUUGAAACAACCGCGCAGACUGACGUCUAAAUGCCAGAGCACCGCGACUGCUAUGAGGAGCUUAAAGAAUUUUUGUUAAUCCGAUUUUUGAACUGCCUAAAUUUGGCAGAACUGGAAAAAGUCUUCUCAUAUAGAUUGUUCCACAAUCUCGAUACCCUAAGGACAAAGUAGCCGUCGUACUGGCCAUUUCUGGAUUUACGAUGUUCGACACGGUUAGGAUGCGAGGCCGAAGUCAGGCGGGCACAUCGCGCGGCGGUAACAUGGAGGAGAGCUCUGAGGAGCAAAGCCCGUUGGCAUAGCAGUAGAAGAGAGCUAGAUCGCCGACGGCCCGUCGUCGGUGCGAAAGGGUCCCGAGACUGUCCGUUAGAGAAGAGUUAUCGAUCAGUGAUGAUGUAGUCACAGCAGAACCCCGUACAUGUGUCCUUGUGCAGAGUAGGGAGGUGAUGUGGAGAAACGUACUUCUUAGCCCUAAACAAUAGCCUAGCUUUUUCCCAACAGCUACCUCUAUUGACGAGAUGUGUUCGUGCCAGAUCAAGUCCUCGGUAUUCUGGACUCCGACCAGUGAAAUGAAUGGAUCUUUGGUAAAACUCGACCAUCCAUCGAAACUGGAUGAGCGCUAGGUCAUUUCUUGUUAGUCAAGGCACUGUACGUACUGCGUUUUGGAAGCAUUAAACUGUACAAGAUUGUUCCGACCACAAGCAGUGAUAAACUUCAGGUUUCUCGUCAGAAAGAAAGGCACAACUAGUGUUCUUUUGGCCAGCUUACCGGCUUGUCACUCUGAAUUCCUACAUAUAGAGUGAUGCAUUUUUGUAGUCACUUCGGCAGCAUGUCCAUGAACCUUAGCUUUAUCUUAUCGAAGAGGUGCUAGUCACUGGGUGCCGUAAGUCCGCACAAUAUGUGUAUAUCUCGCAUCCAAACUGUUGCAGAAGAGUGACCGUUUGACGGACGACGUAGGCUUUGUAGACUGCUUAUCCCCGUUCAAUAUUGUUUCUCUUCCGAGUUUUUUAAGUUUCACCUACUCCCCAAGUUGAAAAAGCACAUUUAGCCGGAAAUUCAGUUCCAACGACAGUAGUGGGGACUUUGUAGGAAAAUAGACAAAUGUUUAAGCUUUAUAAUGUUUCAUUUAUUGAACAUAAUGGUUUUUUUAAAUGAGACCUUACCUUUAGAAUUAUCCUGGUAGCAAUGAGAUCUGAUAAUGCACUAAGGGGAACGUGCACAGUAUCUAAUAAAUGUAUUUACACAUUCAGAGAUAAUUCGUUUCUUCUCGAAGUGAACGAUUUUCCAAUUUUUUAGAUUACACAUUUUGAACUAUUGUUAAUCCAUUUAUGUGUUGCAAUAAUUAAUAGACGAUUUUAGAGUAUUGUCCAGAAAGUUUAGUCUGAAAGCAAUAGAUAUAUUUUGUUCAGUCUGCCUUGUCUUUGUGUGAUAAUAUACAAUCCACUAUUAUACAUACCUUGAUGGGCCCCUAAGUUUUACAAAAAUCGUUCACUUUCGUCGAAGCGAUCAUUUUUAAAAGUGUAAGAAUACCUUCAAUGUUACUGAAGUUCACAUAUUACCUUUUAAUAUUUACAAUGUAACUGUAUGAUGGUAGUUUCGUACAUGUAAUUUAUGUUUCAUUACUUAAGUGGUGCUUACAAACCCCUGGCAACAAUUUUAUACAACAUGACAAUAAUUGUGAUCAGAUUUUUGUAAUGUUUUCUUAAUACUCGUUUCUCGUACAGUCAUACAGCGGAAAUUGUGAUUUUAAGAUGCACGUUUUAAAGUAGAUGUAUUUUUUAGAUUUUGUGUACUAUAUUUUUUUAAUUUUUCUUUUUAAAUUCUAUUUUUGUUAUGUAAUUUUUGAGUUGAUGUAUAUUUUUUAUCACUGAUAUAAACAUAGGUUUUUUAAAGUUGUAACAAGUUUUUGUAUUGUAUGGAAAAUUUUCAAUUGUUGUGCCACUAUUAGUGGUUCCAUGCCAUUUUAUAAAGGAGGCCAAAGCUCUGUCUUUAAUGCAUUCGUAUGCCAUAUUUCAUCAUAACCUAUCAGAUGGUGAUCUUAUAAUAGUAAUUUUUGAACGAUUUAAUCAUUUGUGUUAUAUGCCAAAUAUUCAGUGGAGUAUAUGAAGUCUCAUAAAAAUAUAUUUGAAGUUUAAGCGUGGUAAUUUUGAGAAACAUUUUUGUAUUUAAAUACAGCAAGCUGUGGAUUAAUUGCAUGUUUUAUAGAAUGACAGUUUUUGAUAUAUUUUUAUGAGGCUUUGUAUAUGAAUGCAACAUAUCAAUGUUUUGUAUUUUUUAUUUAGACAUGGAUCAAAUCAAAUAUAGAAUUUUUGUUUCAAUUGAAUAUAAAAUAUGCAUAUUGAUAUCAAAUAUAACAGUUAAUGAACACCGAAUAGUAAAUAACUUAUCAUGCAGCUAUGCUUGUUUCAAUUUCAAUGUCCAUAACUAGAAAGAAUCAUGUUUUAAGAAUACCAGGCAUAACAUACUUUAUAAUGUUUGCAUUUGUGCCGAUUUUUAUCACUCUUCAGAUUGUUACGAUUUUUGAGACAAAUUCCUUUUAGGGUAGGCAAACUAGCCGUUUAAAAAAGUAUGUUAUCUUGCAUAAUCAAAAAGGCAAACGCACGCUUUACUAUUUCAAAUAAACUUACUAUCAGACCCAUUUCCGGCAAAUUUGAUUACUUUUUUUUCUCAUUUUCAAUGGCCUAAGUGUAGAGGAUCCAGAUUACAACAUACUCGCUUGAAUAUUACACUAACAGAGGCUGAUUUUUCUGUAUGUAUAGAAAGGACUUUUAUACAAAUGAUUUGAAAGGUAUUUGUACAAUAAAGUAAUUCCGUCAAUUCAAUUCAGAAAUAAGGUUUAAAAAUCAUAAGAAUUUUUAUGAACAAACUGUUUAUUGGCAUACUACAAUUGAGAAAUAGGUUUCAUCUGACAAAAUGUUACUAUAAUCCAUCCAAAACCAAGAUUGCAGUUAGUACGAAUGGGUAAUCGUACUCAGAACGGUUUCGCGGUGAUGUGGUGAUAGUCGCUGGAGAUGUUUGUACCGGAAUACCUGAUUUGACUCUGUAUUGGUAAUGAGACUGACGAAGGGGCGACCCGACAAGCGCUCGGUAUCAAAUUCACCCAUUGUGCGCUGCCCUGUCCAUGUGUUGGCGAGCGUUCUCUUGGAUUAGGAUCGAUUGUUCAGAUUAGGUUCAUAAACGAUAUUUUGUUCGUGAAACAUCUCAAUUGGAUUGUCCAUCAAACAGUUACAUUUGCCUUUCGCAAUAUAAUUCACGGGAGUUUCAGGAAGUUGUCAGGCAUAAAAACUCGCAAGACUGAGUCAUGUUAGUUAUUGGAGUGCCAAGGUAUCUAGUCUGCGACAGACGAAGUUUUGCUAUACACUUUUUGCUGGUCUGUCUGAUCAGCUUUGUGUGAAGAAGGUGCAUUACUGGAAACAAAAAUUACAAAAAUAAGCAUAGCCAUCAAUCGUAGUUUUUGUGAUGGAAUCGAAAUCUCUGCAAAAAUGAGUGAUAUACUCUAUAAUCUACUUUAUUCGUAUUAUGGUGCAAGGUUUUUAUUAUACAUUGUCGACCCACACUUCUUCUAAAGAACCGUUAUCCCAAUGUAGGCUUUAAAACUUGUUUUAAAAACAUUUUUAAUGCAGUUUUGGUAGCGUAUCCUCGGUGGCAAAGUUACUAAAUGCAUUUUUGUGGUAUCUUGAUAGAAAUAUCCUUGAGAAAAGCAUGAAGUGUGAGAGGUUUAUAAAUUAUAACUGCUCAUUAGGUGGUUAAUUGACGUAAUAAAAAUUGGAGUAUGUGAAUGUGUUGUUGUUUUAUACUGGUGUAACUAAAAAGAACUCUAAUUCUAAAAAAUGUAUGAACCUCUAGUAGAAAAUAUGAGAAAGUUUUUCUAAAACAUUUCUGUCCUUUGUGAUUCAGCGCUUCAUACUCGCAGAGGACUUGAAUUGCACCCUUUCUACCACUUUUCUACAUUGUCUGCAGUUGAGCCUAUAGUAACUUACUAAAAAACCUAUUACCAUACCUGGUUGUUUCCUGCUCAACAGUUUUCCUGUCGUUUUCGGCAAGAUCCAGCAGAUAAAUUCUCAUUUGCAUCUAUCAGUAAAUAAUAAGUUUCAGUGUUUCUUGUGAAGUCUUAGAAGUUGUUUGUCGUGGUUUCUUAUUGGGUUUUUUGGACUCCAGUUAAUGUUCUUAACAUAUACAGUGAAAUCUAUAUACCAUUGUUCUGUGUGCGAGAGAGAAGCGCGUGAUGAAAUAAUCAUGUUAAAAAGGGUGCGCCAAUGGCAACGCGGCAAGCCGCAGUCGCGUCCGUGGUCUCGCCACUCGGGUUGCUAGGCAACGUGGUGAUUCUAUCUCUUCCUAGCAUACGUAUUACAGGCUUUUCUCUCGUACACAUUACGACAUCAGUGGUAUGUGGAUUUCACUGUAUAUGGGGUAACAACUUUUUUUUUGCAAUCUCAUCGGCCCAGUCGUUGACUCUUCGUUACCGGAAUGUCAUGGUAUCCACUCCAAAAACACCUUGCUGUUCUAAGUCCAUAUUUUCUUGACAUUUCCAAUCUAAUAGUUCGGUAAUAGCUUACAAAAACAGUUUAUUCUUACUUUCUACGUAAUUUCGCUGCAGAAUUGGAUUAGUUUACUUAAUAGUACCAUGUACCAUAGUAUCAAAUAUGUACGAUUAUCGCUUGAAGAAGUAUUUGGCGUCUCGAAACAUAGUGAUUGUGAUAAAAAGAUGAGUGGCGUUAUAACCAUUUUCCGUAAUUUUUGUUGAAGGUAGUCAUUUAUACAUUUAUCGUGCUUUAGUUGUCUUUAUAUUGUGUAAAUGUAUUAAAAUUCACGAGAGCUUCGGGCAACUGGUGAUUUUAUUUAUCUGCUUCUCAGCAUAUCCAGUAUUCAUGUAAUUUCGCAAUUGCUGUUGAGGUCAUAUGUUCACACAACUAUUGUUGGAUCUAUUAAUUUAGAAUCGUAAAUUACAACCCACGGGUUCAAGUGCAAUAAUAUGAGAUGCUACUGUUUUAAAACAGGGUCUUGAUUAUAGUUUGAGAGUUUAGACAAUUUUGGUAGGUAUUUGAGGCAUGCUGGAAACUUGUCUACUCUUUUUAUUAUACUCAAACGCAGAACUGCAGACCUAGCUCGGGGCUAAAUCAACCCUUAUAUUUUUAGACCUUAUUUUUUUGGAAAUAAUGGUCUUGAGGCAUUUCCAAAUAUUUUAUACCUCUAAAUUUGACAUUUAAGAAAUCCAAAAAUAAAUAAGCCAGAUCAUUUAGUUGGCACUUGAACUUUACCAGGUGCAUGCAAAACUGCAAAUUCGAAAAAAAAAUAUUUGAAGAAUGUUAAAAAUUUUAUAGAAUAUUAUUUAUAAUUGAAAAAUAUUGGUAAGUUAUUUUGAAGUAAUUAUACAUAUUUAUAAUUACCUUAUUUGAUAAUAUUUAU
Molecule: messenger RNA, 16147 nt
Organism: Acanthoscelides obtectus
Lineage: Eukaryota; Metazoa; Arthropoda; Insecta; Coleoptera; Chrysomelidae
Source: the annotation of a GenBank genome assembly